CGCCCACCAGCGCAGCGGGGUCCACGCCCCUCGCCCGCCCCCUGUCCGCUGUUUCCAGACGCCCGCCGGCGGUUGCCUCGGCGACGCCCCCGAGGCGCGCUGCGUGAGGCCAUGUAUCAGGUGCCGGAUUUUUGUUCCGGGAGGAGGCGGUUGAACUUGCAGACAGCUUCCCUGCAGGAUGUUGUUUGCAAAAUAAAAAGUCUCCCUGCGGAAGAAGCAAGCUUUCCUGCUCUGGGUGCGAUCCCGGGAGACGAUAGGCCGCAGUUGGGAUUACGAUUAGGGACCUGGUACUGGAAAGAUGAAAGCAGAACUCUUGAAUUCAGAAGUUUUACACCUGCAGUGGAACUCAGGGAAAAAGGAAAGAAAGGCAAAGCAGUCCACUUUGCUGAAAUUGAUGGUCCAGCUUCAGACAGGUCGACAGAUAAAAGGUUUGCUUCAAAAGAUGAUAAGUCACCUAAAGCCUUAGAGAAACGAGGUCAGCAGGGCAACGUCACACUGCAUGAUGCUAAAUUUGUUGCUUUGCUUUUACUACAAGAUACUGAGAUGCAGCGGAUCUGUUCUUUUACAACAUUCAUGAGAGGCUUUGCAGAGAAAAAAGAGAUAGAAUUGAUUCUAAGUAAGUUAGAAGCAGCACAGAAAUACCUGGCAGAGAAGUACUGUGUCCUUGUCCUGGGCUUGGCAAUGCCUGACAAGCAUCAUAUGUGCUGUGGGAAGGAGAAAAUAUCAGAUACACAAAAAGACUGGAAAUUCUUUGAGUCCUUUUAUACGUUCUGCACAUAUGUAGCUUGGAUUGUCUUCCGACGUCAGCACUUCACAGAGAUUGAAGAUGAAAUUGGGAGGCUCUUUCGUACCAGUAUGUUCAACAUUCCUCGAAGGAAGCGUGAGAAUGAAGAAUCAGGAGGGGAAAAGAAAUGCAUGACUUUUGUACAAUUCAGGAGAAUGAUGGCAAAGCGCCCAGCAAUUAAAAAAGCCGUUAAUAUGCGCUCUCCAGUCAUGUCUGCUCUGCUGCCAUCUCUCCAAGAAAAAGCUCAGAAUAUCUUGGAGAAAAAGUAUCAUCAAGUGGGCAUCGAACUCCCAGCCCAGAUGCAAAAGCAGAUGGGAAGUCUGGACUCUGUGCCCAUGCCAGUAGUUGGCAUCUUAGGGGAACCUCGAUGUCUGUUCAACCCCCAUACCCUUCUCCCUCUUGAACCAGAAGAAACCACAAAAGCAUCUGGGAGAAAGUCUUCCCUGGUAGAAAGAAAUAACAUGAGGAAUCAGGAUACGCUGGACUCAGUCAUAAGAACACUGUCCUCUCAAACAACAUUCCCUUAGUAAUCUGGUACAUCAGAUUUCUGUAAUUUAAGUCCCUGUAUCUGAAAUAAACUACUUUGAUUUCAUCAAUUUAUGUAGGGCAAAUAUUUGUUACUAUUAAACUUUUUAAAUUGUUCAAAUUAUUUUGUUGAAAGUUCAACAAUAAACUAUGAAAGAAUUCCAUAAAUCUCUUGAAAAACUCAUUUUCCUAUAUUUAAUAGUUUGCUUUGUUAUUUAUUUACUUCCUUGGCUUCUAUGUAACUAUCUAGACUAAUGUAUUGGAACAUUUAGCCAGUGUUCUAGUAGGCAAGUGAAGAAAUACACUCUAUUUAUUCAUUUCUAAGUGCCUUUUUUACUUUA
Messenger RNA from Manis javanica (Malayan pangolin), 1650 nucleotides. It is a transcript of the gene PPP1R36, whose product is annotated as protein phosphatase 1 regulatory subunit 36. Gene Ontology annotation, biological process: negative regulation of phosphatase activity. The record is from RefSeq and is a predicted model, not a curated record. Lineage: Eukaryota; Metazoa; Chordata; Mammalia; Pholidota; Manidae. Gene Ontology annotation, molecular function: phosphatase binding.